AUGGCAUUUCCCACGGCGCUGUGUGCCUCGUGGCGCUGUGCCUUGCGCCGCGGCGCCUCGUUUGGGCGUCAACGAGGGGUGCUGCUGGGGGCGCAGCUGGCGUUGAGCCAAAGGCAACGAGAAUGGGCCGAGAAGGCCAUGGAAGGUGAGCCGCUCACUGCUGAGCAUUGGAUCGACCUGGCAGAAGCAGCGCUGGAGAAAGCAGCGCAGCUGCCCUGCCAGGACGUGCUGGUGCUGCUGAGUGCCCUGGACCGGCAGGCUGAGGACUUGAGCGUCACGCUGGUCUUGGCAGCCAGGCUGACGGUUCUGGCGCCGACCAUGGCGCUUGAAGAGAUACUGGACGCAUGGCAGUUGCUGAUGCGGCAGCCUCCUGCGGUGCGGAAGAAGGUGACGGUGAUGAGAGCGCUGGAGGAAUUGGAGCUGAGCUUGAGGCAGUGUCCUUUGGACGCCACCGGCUUGACCCAAACCCUGGCGUGUCUGGCUGCUGGUGGCGCCACCCGACCUGAGCUGCUGCAGCGUCUGGCGCGGCAAGCGCUGGAGCUGAGAGAUCUGGGAUACCAGGAGAUGGUGGCCAUUGAAACCUACUUUGAGGCACUUGGAGGGUUGCAAGAGCCUUUAGAUGAGCUGUUGCGGCAGAGAAAAGUGCUGUUUCUCAAAGAGGCGCCCCUGCCUGCGUUGCUGAGGGCUUUGGAGGCGCAGCCGGCGGCGCCUCUGCUGGAGGCCUUGGUCCAACGGCUCGAGGCUCUGGGGGAUGAC
Messenger RNA from Cladocopium goreaui, 756 nucleotides. The record is from the annotation of a GenBank genome assembly. Lineage: Eukaryota; Dinophyceae; Suessiales; Symbiodiniaceae.